GUGUGUAUUUAUUUUCUCUGCCUCUGUCCCUUCUAUUCCCCAGCUAAAAUAUUUUAGCUAAAAUGUCCUAAAUUCUCCCUGUCUGUUUACUGCCUUUGCUCCUUCCUUUACAGCCAAGUUCCCCAAGAGUAGUCUGUAAAUCCUGUCCAUUUGCUCACUUCCCAUUCUUUGUUUAAUCCACUGCAGUCUAGCUCUCAGCCCUGCUAUUUUGAUGAAAUUGCUCUUACCAAACUCAUCAGUUAACCAAACACCAAAUUGGAUGGACUCUUCCAGUUCCUCAUACCACUUGUUCUCUCGGUUGUGCUUUACCCCUUUGACUUCUUUUUCUAGGGAAACUCUUGCCUUCUUCGUAUCUUUCUGGCUACUUCUCAGUCUUCUUUUCAGGUUCUUCUGACUUUGUCUGCCCUUUAGAUGUUGAUGUUCUUCAGCCUCCUGUCCUUGCUCCUCUUAACUUUUCACAGUACACAGUCCUCUUGGGUGAACUCAUCUUGGGUGACUUCAAUUCACAUCUCUAUUGCUGAGCUCCACACUCAUAUAUUCACUUAAUUUCUGGUUAGUAUCCCUUGGACAUUCUACAGACAAACUAGAUAAACAUAUCUGAAGACUUCAAUCUUCCCUGCUCAUUGGUGCCUUCUCCUUUAUUCAGUAUCUUGGUGAGUGGCACUGUUGUCCAACUAGUGAUGUCAGAGACCUGAAAAUUGUCCUCAAGGCUUCUUUUUCUCUGAUACACUGUCACCGUAUCCUUUCGUUCUAUAUCUGUCUCACAAAUGUGCUUCCUCUAUAGCCCUUCGCCACUGCCUUCGUUAAGGCCCUCAUCAUAUCUCAUCUCAAGUUCAACACCCUCCUGUGAUCACCCUGCCUGCAUUCUAACCCUCCUCCAAUCCCUCCAUCCUUCACACCUCUGCAAGGUUAAUCUUCCCAAAACAUGACUUUCAUCCUUUCACUUACUUGAUCAAAAAGUUCAGUAGCUCCCUGUUACCAACAGGAUAUAGCCCGUUUGCCUUUCUGAUCUUUCUCAGCUUCUCCCCACACAAGCUUUCUACUGCAGCCAAACUUGGUACGUCCCUUCUGCCUUUUUGCCUGUGCUCGUGCCAUUUCUCAUGGCUUAUGUGCCCUUCUUCUUUCUGACCAGAUAUCCUGGAUCUUCCUCAGCCUUUAAGGCCCACCUUAUGUUCUGCUUCUUCACAGAACACUCCAGUCCGCAGUGAUAAUAGCCAAAUACACCUUGCAGUUUACAAAAUGCACCUGCCUGAGAAGUCAACACUACCGGCCCCAUUUUAUGCGUGAGAAAAUUGAGGCACAAAUGGUUGAGUGACUUUCCGGAGCCUCAAUGCUGCUAAGAUAGAGAGCCGGGGCCUAGCCUUUAGUCUUUUCCCUCUAGAUCUCCUGAUUUUACCUCAGUGACCAUUCCCUUUCUGACUUCACAGCAUUAUGGUCUUCAUCACUCCAUCAAUCCUUAAUCACAUAUUGCCUGUGACCAGCAGACAGGGGGACCUUGAGAAUUGGGGGCAAGGUCCAAGAAGAGAUCAUCAUCUAUUUGACAUCAAAACUAGCCAGUAAGUGCAGAAGGGAUGAGCUGAGCUACCUGGAAACUACCCUUGAAAAUAUGGUCUGUGAAUGAAGGGAGUAGAGCUUGCUCGCUCUAUGCGCUGCUUCACGCCUGAGGAUGUCAGUGGAAAAGCCUUGGUCCUGGGCAUGGGCAUGGGCAUGGAUGUGGGCAUGAGCUUUAUGGGGCUGCCAUUAGUUGACCAGAAACACAGGAGUGGACAGAUGGAAGCCGUGGUACUCACCUGCUCAUUGUGCCAACAGGACCUGCAAGAUGUGGGCACCCGGCUCCUACCCUGCCAGCAUUUGCUCUGUAAGGACUGCUUCCAGGGCUUGAUCCAGGAGGUAGGGCAGGAUGCCAAGGCUCAUGGGACUGUCCCAGAUGAGCUCAUCUCCUGUCCUGGGUGUAAGCAAGUGUACCUUACCAGGGAUGUAACUGAACAUUUUUUUCUGCUUUGCUUUUCUACUGGGCAACCCAAGAUGGCCAGGAGCUGCUCUGAGUGCAAGGAGAAGAGGGCAGCACACAUCCUCUGUACCUACUGCAACCGCUGGCUGUGCAGCUCCUGCACGGAGGAGCAUCGGCAUGGUCCUGCCCCUGGCGGCCCGCUCUUUCCCCGGGCCCAGAAGGGAUAUCCAGGAGUGAAUGGUGGUUCUGGGGACUUCGCCUUGUACUGUCCUCUACACACACAGGAAGUGCUCAAACUGUUCUGCGAGACCUGUGAUGUGCUCACAUGCCACAGCUGCCUCAUGGUGGAACACAAAGAACACAGGUGCAGACAUCUUGAAGAAGUUUUGCAAAACCAGAGGAUGCUUCUGGAAAGUGUGACUACACAGGUGGCUCAUAAGAAAUCCAGUCUACAGACAUCUGCAAAGCAAAUUGAGGACAGGAUUUUUGAGGUGAAGCAUCAGCACAGGAAGGUGGAAAACCAGAUCAAAAUGGCCAAGAUGGUUCUGAUGAAUGAGCUGAACAAACAGGCCAACGGGCUCAUAGAGGAGUUGGAGGGCAUUACUAAUGAGAGAAAGCGGAAGCUGGAGCAGCAGUUACAGAGCAUCAUGGUCCUCAACCGUCAGUUUGAGCAUGUGCAGAAUUUCAUCAAUUGGGCUGUCUGCAGCAAAACCAGUGUCCCUUUCCUUUUCAGCAAAGAGCUGAUUGUGUUUCAGAUGCAGCGAUUGCUGGAGACAAAUUGUAACACAGAUCCUGGCUCCCCUUGGAGUAUCAGAUUCACCUGGGAGCCUAACUUCUGGACCAAGCAGCUGGCUUCCCUUGGCUGUAUAACUACUGAAGGUGGACAGCUGUCCCGGGCAGAUACUCCUGCUUAUGGAGGCUCACAGGGACCAUCAUCCUUUUAUCAAAGCCGCCAGUCCCCAGUGGCUCAGCAAGAGACUCUUAGCCACCCAUCUCACAAGUUCCAGUCUCCAGCACUGUGUUCCUCGUCUGUGUGCUGCUCCCACUGCUCCCCAGUCUCACCUUCCCUCAAAUGCCAGGUCCCCCCGACCAGCAUACACCCAGCGCACAACUUUAGGCAGCCCUCUGAGGUGGUACCCCAACAACUGGGAUCACUGCAGUGUUCCACCCUGCUGCCCAGGGAGAAAGAGCCGCCUUGCACUCCUCAUCCGCCAAAGCUGCUGCAGCCCUGGCUGGAUACCCAGCCCCCCGUGGAGCAGGAGAGCACAUCCCAGCGGCUGGGGCAGCAGCUCUCUACCCAGCCGGUGUGCAUCGUACCUCCGCAGGAUGUUCAGCAAGGAGCCCAUGCCCAACCCACCUUACAGACACCCUCUAUCCAAGUCCAGUUCGGCCACCACCAGAAGCUAAAGCUUAGCCACUUCCAGCAGCAGCCACAGCAGCAGUUGCCGCCUCCCCCACCUCUGCCACCUCCACCCCAGCAGCAGCCACCCCCACCUCUACCUCCAUCCCAGCAUCUGGCUCCCAGUCAGCAUGAGAGCCCUCCUGGGCCUGCCUGUUCCCAGAACGUGGACAUAAUGCACCACAAAUUUGAGCUGGAGGAAAUGCAGAAGGACCUGGAGCUUCUGCUUCAGGCUCAACAGCCCAGCCUGCAACUGAGUCAGACCAAAUCGCCUCAGCAUCUUCAGCAAACCAUUGUGGGCCAGAUCAACUACAUUGUGAGGCAGCCAGCACCCGUGCAGUCCCAGAGUCAGGAGGACGCCGUGCAGGCUACAGAUGAGCCCCCAGCAUCUGAAGGCCCAAAGCCAGCUCUCCCUCUUGACAAGAAUACUGCUGCUACCUUGCCCCAGGCGUCUGGGGAAGAAACCCCUCACAGUGUCCCCCCACUGGACAGCACCAUCCAGCACUCCUCUCCAAAUGUCGUGAGAAAGCACUCCACUUCGGUGAGCAUCAUGGGCUUUUCCAACACUCUGGAGAUGGAGCUGUCAUCUACCAGGCUGGCGAGGACCGUAGAGCCACAAAUCCAGAGCGUGAGCAGCCUGACAUCUGGCCACCCCCGGGCAGUACCAAGCCUGCUGAGUGGCCCCCCCACAACAGUGUCCAGCCUGACAAGCAGUCAAAACCAGGCUAUGCCCAGCCUGACAGCCAGUCACCUGCAGACCAUGCCCAGCCUUGUGCGUGGCACACCCCACUCCGUGUCCAACCUGAUGAGUGAUUCCUCCCAGGCCAUCACAAGCCUAGCAAGUGAUCACUCUCAGGCUGGGCCCUUCCUGAUGUCUGGUCCCACCCAGGCUAUGCCGAGUCUCGCAACUUGUCCUCUGCAGAGCAUGCCUCCGGCUUCUGACAUGCAGCUGGAAACUGGAUCCAGCUGCAGUCCUGGCUCUGGCCGAGCUGCAGGAAGCCUGUGCCCUGGGGAUGGGGCUGACCCCUCCCUGGUGAAUACCCUGUGUAAGAUGGAAAGUGAGGAUUCUGCCCGCUUCACUGACUCUCUGGGACAAGGCUCCAUAGCCCCUGGUCUGGAUGCUUCCAAGGACUUGGCUAUCCCCUCAGAACUGGAGGAGCCAAUUAACCUCUCUGUGAGAAAACCUCCAUUGGUCCCAGUGGUCAACACAUCCACAGCUCUGCAGCAGUACUGGAACCCAAAAGAGUGUGAGAAUUUUAAACAAGGAGCCCUAGAGCUGGAUACAAAAGAGAACCAGAGCAUCAGACCCUUCAACAGUCAGCCCAAGAUUCCCUACGUGCGCCUGGAGCGACUCAAGAUCUGUGCUGCCUCUUCGGGAGAGAUGCCUGUGUUCAAGCUGAAGCCACAGAAGAAUGAUCAGGAUGGGAGCUUCCUGCUGAUCAUCGAGUGUGGCACUGAGUCCUCCAGCAUGUCCAUUAAGGUCAGCCCAGACAACCUGCCUGAUGCCAUCCAGGCCCCAAGUCUCGGGGGAAGAAAGGUCACUGUCACUUCUCUGGCUGGGCAGCGGCCCCCAGAGGUGGAGGGUGCAUCUCCUGAAGAACACAGACUCAUUCCUCGAACCCCUGGAGCCAAGAAGGGGCCCCCAGUACCCAUAGAGAAUGAGGACUUCUGUGCUGUGUGCCUCAAUGGGGGAGAGCUGCUGUGCUGUGACCGCUGCCCCAAAGUGUACCACCUUUCUUGCCACCUGCCAGCCUUGCUCAGCUUCCCAGGGGGAGAUUGGGCAUGUACCUUGUGCCGCAGCCUGACCCAGCCCGAGAUCGAGUACGAUUGCGAGAAUGCGCGCUAUAACCAGCCUGGAGUGCGGGCCCCUCCGGGCCUGAGCAUAUAUGACCAGAAGAAGUGUGAGAAGCUGGUGCUGUCCUUGUGCUGCAAUAGCCUCAGCCUGCCCUUCCAUGAGCCCGUCAGCCCGCUGGCCCGGCAUUACUACCAGAUUAUCAAGAGGCCUAUGGACCUGUCGAUCAUCCGGAGGAAGCUGCAAAAGAAGGACCCAGCUCACUACACCACCCCAGAGGAGGUGGUGUCAGAUGUGCGCCUCAUGUUCUGGAACUGUGCUAAGUUCAAUUAUCCCGACUCAGAGGUUGCCGAGGCUGGCCGCUGCCUGGAAGUGUUCUUUGAGGGCUGGUUGAAGGAGAUCUACCCGGAGAAACGGUUUGCCCAGCCAAGGCAGGAGGACUCAGACUCGGAGGAGAUGUCUAGCGAGAGUGGGUGUCCCACUCCCCAAGGCUUCCCGUGGCCCCCCUACGUGCAGGAGGGCAUCCAACCCAAGAGGCGGCGGCGACAUAUGGAGAAUGAAAGAGCAAAGAGAAUGUCGUUCCGCCUGGCCAACAGCGUCUCCCAAGUGUGAGAACGGGAAGGAGGCUGAGCACUCUGGCAGCUGUGUCCCGUCCUCUUGACCACUCCUCCCCACCUUUCAGCUCAUCCUCUUCAGAUUGUGGACGUGAGAUGAGUCUUGUCGAGCUGUGUAGUGCUCUUCUUUGCCAUUUGCAUCUUACAGCAUUUAUUUGGAAGCCAUAGUGCAUCCACUUCAGAGAAGAUUUCAGUAAUAAACAGCGAAGAGGGAAGUAUGCCCUAUUACCAGAAUAAUCAGAUGUGUAGGGUCCACUUGACAAGACCAAGCCUAGUCAGGCUCAGGAGGACCUAACUUCCUUGGUGAAUUUUUUCUGCCGAGGAAAGCAGACUUUUCUCACCUUCCAGUGUACAGGGCUCAGGAAUAAUGUAUAUAUUUGAAUUCCUCCUGGGCCCAGAAGAAGGUAAAAGAAGGGAGAGAGGUUCUGACAUAUGGCAGGCCUGUGAUCCCUGGCCUAGCACAGCCAAAGACUGUCACUGUUUGCCUUUGCUUGGCCUGCUGGGACAGAGGCACCUGCCCUGGGCAGGGUAAGGGAGGCUUCUAGAGGCCAUAGGUCUCGAUUGGUGCCUGUUCGGGUUCUAACGGUUUUCAGGGUAUUUGUUCUUCAUGCCCCCUUUCCUGUGUUGACUUAGGUGGCCGCUGUGAAAGUGCUCUGGAUGGUAUGGCAUUCUUGACUGGGCUGGGUGGCUGUGCAAAAGACCACUUACAUCAAAUUUCACUUGCAGGCCUAAGAAGAUAUCAACUUCAGAGCCUGCCCUCUGUGCCACUUACUUUGGGCUAACAGCUUUUCUUUGGUGUCAGAACCUGCCUUCCUAGAAGUGAUUGUUGGUGGCCAUCCCUUCAUUAUCUCCAUUCAGAGAUCUGGAUCCUGACUUCUUCUUGGAAAGACUAUGAGGCACAGAGUUUCUGGGCAAGGAGAAUGACCCACAACCAGGGCUGGUUGUGCUGGGCCUCUCCUCCUGCUUAGAGAUCCUAGUUCUCAACCUCUCCAUGUUCACAGAGCCAAAGAUCAGAAGUGAGUCCUCUGACUGGCCUGCCCCCAGGCUGUCCACAGCCCAGAAAAGGUCAAGACUCUACUGGUAGCCCUUUUUUGUUGGAGGUUGGAGAAUGCCAGUGGGACUGACAGGAGCCAGCCCUAAGUGUUCGUAGGGGAAGUUCUGUCUAGUGUGGAGAAGGGGAAAACUGAGAGGCGAGAAGUCAGUGUCCUUCGGUGACCUUGAAGCAACUUUAGGACUUUACUUUUCCUAGAACGCAGAGAGAAGUGUUCUGGAAGCCGUGGGAACAGGAGCAGUGCUCCAGGCCGCAUCUUGAAUGGAUCUUCAUGGUCCAAGCAGGUGUUUGGGAGGAAGAGGCGGAGGCAGAUGCUGAGGGUCAGGCCACCUCACCAGCAAAGGCUUGCUUGAGAAGGAACCUCUUGCUGAUAUUGUGGGGGAGCUGCAUUCCUGGCGUUUCAGUGGCCUGACCUGGAGACUCAGCUCUCCCUGGUCCUAUCAUGGUUUGGCUAAUUUCAAGGGAGUCUUAGGUCAUGGCUUUAUUUUUGCUACAACAUGCAGUUUAAGGAAGUUCUUGUUUGUAGGGCCUUUGUUAAUGGGAACAUUUUGAUCAGAGAAAACAUUUCUUCUCUCCAUGUGAGUUGAUGGUACUGCUCAUUUCCUUCUCCACUGAGGCUGGGAGAUCAUCUUCCUUCAAAGCAAACUGUGCCCACUGACAUGCCAUUCUUUCACCAGCACUUGCCAAGCUCUCCUAAGCAGGUGGGCUUCCAUAAUUCCUGUUUUCUAGUUUGUGGUAACUAAGUCUUUAAUACUCCAGUAGCCAGGCAAUCUUUGAACUUAGCCCUCUGCUCUUUGGGCCUCACAUGUCUUUCUGGUUUGGGCUCUGGCCACUUCCCUUUCAAUUUUUGAAUCUUUUUCUCUGUUUAGUUGGCUUGGCAAGGUUUCCUCUAUAAUUACCUCACUAAUUCCUGCUCUUGGUCAUCUUUCUUUCUUGUGGCCCACAUUCCCACCUCCCCUGAGUGAGCUUCAUGGUGCUUUGUGUUGAGCAGCCAGGUGAGGGCUGUGACAGGCUCAAAUCUGAUUGACAUUCUUCCCCAGGACCAGUUAGAGACAGCAAAUAUGAAGCAGAAAGGCCUGGUUAAAUGCUUGGGUUCCCUUCUAUCAAUGAAGCUUCCAGCUUGGGUGUAGCCUGCUGAGCCAGAGGACCUUAUUGGUGUAGUAAUGUGUCACAUAUUCCCUUCCCAUCACAGAGACCCAGCAUGCUGUGAGGCUCCCUUUAGGCACCUGAGCGGGGAGGGGUGGGAGGUAGAGCAUUCUUUCCUCCAGAGGUGUGAGGCCCUGGCCCACCACACUGUCCCUACACUGGUUACCUCACAGCACUGCCCUCUCCCUGGCUUUUCCUGUGUACUUAGCACCAAUGUUUUGAGUCAAGGUUAUGUUUUGUUUUGGUUUUGCAUGCAUAAAAUGGAUCAUGACUAUUUAGAAAUUUUUUUGAAAACUACCAGCUGAGUGGCUGACUUCGGUGGCUCUUUGCAAACAUUUGAGCUGAUCCUGCUUUUGAUUUAGUCCUAUAAUGACCACAUUUUGAAGUCAGUCAAGUCCUUUGGCCCUUGACAAAGUCAGGAAAUGGAAAUACAAUGAGUUCUGGAUUCUGUGAUGCAGAAUGCAGUCCUGAGGAGAAAUUGGGCUUCUUGGGUGUGCUGAGAAACGAGAGUGGAGUGACUUCAGUUGAUGAUGCAAAGGGGAUUUUAGUGUAAAACUUGGUGCAGGAUGAACUUGCAGAGCUCUCUGCCAGAACAUGGGUAGAUUGGUCCUGCCUGACUUUUAGCAAUUGCCAACUACACAUCUUCUGUAGGUACCCUCUCUCUAGUGGCAGCCACCAGACUGUCUAUAGGCUCUGCUCCAUGCAGGCACUGCCAUCAACCGCAGUGGACUCUGGCUCCCUGUACCCAUUUCUGGUGACCCAUCUUUGUCUUGCUCCUAAGACCUAGGCCCCUCCUUGUAUCCUCCUGGACUCCACUCCCUCUCUCACUCCAUAGUAUCACCUGUAGUCUUCUCUUCUGAAUUCCUGCACUGAGAUUUUACUCCGUCUGGAUCACCACCGGCUGUGUUUCCUCUCCUCCCACUCCCUCACUCCUAUUUAUUUAAAUUGCCUGCUCCUUUAGCCCAGUUCCAUGACCUCAGCUCUCUCUCGGUUCUCCCAACCUUUCAGCCUUCUCCUGGACUUCUUCCUCUCCCCAGCCUGAACCCGUGGCCCAUCACACACUGACUUCAGCAUCCUGAACUUUCUCAUCCCCUUCAACUUUUGUUGAAACUGUCAACCAUUCUCCAUUUUCUGCAUCAACCUAUUUUCUGCUUCCUCUUCCUAGGCUGCUAACCAUGGCAAAUUCAUAGUUGACAGCCUCAGUUGGGCUCUCAGUAUUGAUUGAUAUAUCUUUGACUUGUUAUUUCUCUGCUUUCCGUCCGUUCCCUUCGCCUUUGCUCUCAGCAAAUGACUGACCCCAGUGCCCACUUCACAUAAGAGAAGACCUAAAGCAAGAACUUCCCUGCCCACUUGCUCCUCUCCCUGUCCCAUCUCUCUGUGUCUGUAUCCCUCCUUAGCUCCUUCACUCUGGCUUCUAUUUGGUGCUCUAUUUCUUGAUUCCUGCUGUAUGUCCUCCAAGACUUUGCUGCGUCCCUAUCCCACGGCUCCUACUUUCCAGGGUCUUCACCCUCCCUCUCCAUUGGUUACCUCCACAUAGCCUACAAACAAAGUUCUCCCCAAGAUUAAAACAAAAUUCAUUAGAGUCUGUUGCCCCUUAUACUUUUUCCUUGUCAGUCAAGUUUCUUUAAAAAAAUAAUCUUUUUCAUUGAUUCUUCUCAGUCACUCUUCAACCCUCUAUAGUUUUUCAUAAGUCACCAGUGACCACCCAGUUGCCAAAUGAAAUGAAUACCUUUCAGUCUUCAACUGUCUUGAACUCUCUAUAGCAUUUCAACAUCAUCUACCAAUUCCUCUUUGAAACACCCUCCUCGCUUGGCUUUUAUGACCCCACAAGUCUCUGGGUUAUCCUCUUACCUCUCAGCCACAGAAGCUGAGCCUUCCUUGAAACCUUGACAGGGGGAUACAUCUGUAGCUUCCUGUGGUCUCUCCUUUUCAGGAGUUUAGUAGGCAGGAGGAAGCACAGCCACCCCUGCUUCUGAUCCUCUAUUUCUGCCUGUUUUCUUUGAGUCCAUUUCUUCUCCUGGACUCAGUUCUCCUCAUGCCAAGCAUGUUUUUGAGCUCUGCUGGGAGGACAGCAUUUGUGAGUCCUUCUCUCUGACUCUCCCAGUGCAGCAUGGAGACAGAUUUUAGCCAUGUUUGCUAAGAGGCCCAUCUAAAUCAGCCCAAGAGUGUGGAUUGAGUCUUACCGAGAAGUAUUUUGGCAAAUGGAUUACCAGGCUGAUGGGUAGCUCAUCACCAUGAUCUCCAUGCCAGUUAAAGCCAGCCACAGUUGGUGAGGAGCUUGGGAUCAUGGCAAAACACGUUUCCAUGCAUGGUUCAGUGCUGCUAGCCAGGAGGAGAAUCCUGGCAGGGGUGGAUGUUGGCCACUGAUAACAUUCCGAUGGAGGCAAACUGGGAAGCGCUGUGAUUCAUCACUUGCUUGGGGCUCAGCUGGGGUCAGCCUGGCCCCCUUUAGCCUGGUCUUUCCCAUCUGUACUGAUCAUCACCACCUCUGUUCCUAGAGCUGGAGGCAGAUGUUGGUUGUUUUCUUGGAGGUAGGGAGGUAUAGUAGAAAGAUAUCUGAUUUGAGAGGCUGAACACCUAAAUUUUGGCUCUGCCAUUAUGAACUGUGUGACCUUGGGUACCGUUUCCCCAUCUAUAAAGUUGGAGGGAGUGUUGAAAGCAGUGAUCUCUCAGAGGCUCUCCAGCUUUAAAGAUGGUAAUGGUGAUUCUAACUCUAAAGCUCAGGCCACAUAGGGAACAAGGGAAUGCUGAGGGUAGGACACAGCUGGGGAGUCUUGGCCAAGGCAGAGCAACAGGAUUCUCAGGCCACAAUGAGCUGCUUUGAGGAAAGUCUGCAGUAGCUGGUGCUGCUUCUUGAGCCAUAUGCCCAUUCCUCAAGCUGCACCCCUUUCAUGGAUAUCUAGGGUGAGUUCCUCCUAGGCCUUUUCUAGAAGUGACCAUUGGAUCCAAAGUGAUUGAGGGCAUGAGGGAGAAAUAUUUAAGGAGAAGAAUCACUUAUCUUAAAAGGAUCUACACAUUCAAGAACAAAUUAAAAAAUAGCACUUUCCUUUACCAAUAAUUGUGUCCUGGAGUGUUUUUUCAGUGAAGAUGGUUGAGCCUACUUCAUGGUCUUCUUGCCCCUGGACUCCAACAUCAUUAAGAACACAAGGUGAGGAAAAAUAGACUGGGAAGCCUUCUCUCCAGGGAAGAACUCAGCUCUCUGCUUCUUAUUGCACAAACACAGCCUGUUCUUCAAAAUACAGGCAGCAAGUCUGAGGCAGGGUUGGGGAAAAAGCAUCUUAUAAAUGCCUACCACUUCUAGGCACUAAGCACUUCAAGGAUGUCCUUUCUAUAGUGAUAUUCCCCAGUCACCCAGCCUUAGCUCUCUUCACUGACCUCUCUGCACCAGUGGUUUCUAGCCACUUAAGGGUCAAGGACAUUGUAAUGAAUAUUUAUCAUUCAUUUUGACUGUAUAGAAUCUGAACCCCUUUCCUAUUUUGGGGAAAUUCCCCACCUCAGGUUGGGAGGUAGAGCUCACUCCUCACUACAGAAGCUAAAUAUAUUAAAAUUGUGAUUUCCCAGCAUCCCUUGCAGCCAGGGUACAGUUCUAGUGGUAGUAACUAGAAAAAAAAGCCAGGACCACAGAGACUCCUCUGGUGGCAGUGUUGGUUGCAGCGAGGUGGGGUUUCCAUGGCAGCAGUAGCAGCAGAACAAGUAGAAGCACCUGGUGCUUGAUGACAGUGACGGUUUCUUCAGUAGACUAAUUAGCUCUUAGCUUAAUUCUCUGGCCUUCCCAACAAUUCUACGAACUACGUAAAAAAAAUUUUAAUAAACUCAUCUUCUGCUUAAAUUAGCCAGAAUUGGCUGCUUUUACUUGCAACUAAGCACCCUAACUGAUGCAGAAAUCUCAGAGAAUCUGAUAAAGUCAUGGACCCACUUUCCGAGCUCCAGACUCACAUGUCCUGGGCUCUGUUGGACACCUCCACUUGGGUGUCUUGAUGUCACCUGACACAGUAGCCAUCCCUCCCGCCCUUAACAUACUCUGCCUUCAUAUUCCCUAUCUGAGAAGCCAGGGAUGUGGGAAGGAAGCCAGGGCAUGUGGUGUCAGAGAAACCAAGGCAGUUUGGGUUUCAAGGAAGGAUGAUCACCACUUUUAAUGCUUAAGAUAAGACCUGGAAAUCUUCUCUGAACCCCCACCCCUUCCCAGAGUGGCCCAGGUACCUGAAACCUUUCCUGUGCCUGCUCUGAGCUUUCUGUGUUUUGUCCUGACUAAUCUUAUUAGUACUUUCCUUCUCUAUGUCCCAGGGACAUACACCUCUCUGCUUCCCACUCCUCAGGUUCCAUGGCAAGCUGCCAGAGCAAGCCCACUCCCUAGAGCAAGCCCACUCCCUAGAGCAAGCCCUGCUUUGGAGGCAGGUUUGCAGCAGACCUCCUCUUCCUACAGAGUAUCCAGGGCCCGAUAAAAAUAAGUCCUAAAAAAAUUAAAAGAAAAAACGGCAAAACCUAAAUAUAGAAUUAAAUGUCUAUAAACUAUAUCAU
Messenger RNA from Diceros bicornis minor, 12471 nucleotides. It is a transcript of the gene TRIM66, whose product is annotated as tripartite motif containing 66. Gene Ontology annotation, molecular function: protein binding; zinc ion binding. The transcript has 21 exons. NCBI's taxonomy places the organism in Eukaryota, Metazoa, Chordata, Mammalia, Perissodactyla, Rhinocerotidae. Bases 1618 to 5754 code for a protein of 1378 amino acids. The record is from RefSeq and is a predicted model, not a curated record.